AUGAAGCGUUCCGGGAGUGUGUACAACUAUAUGAAAUUCUUGGUCGUUGCCGUUGCCUUCCUGGCCUGCGCCAGUGCCGAUGUCUCCCACUUGGGAUCGGGCUACAACUAUCAACCUCCAGCGCCCGCUCCGGUCUACCAGCCAGCUCCCGCUCCGGUUUACCAGCCAGCUCCCGCUCCGGUUUACCAGCCAGCACCCGCUCCGGUCUACCAGCCAGCGCCCGCUCCGGUCUACCAGCCAGCGCCUGCACCUGUCCACUAUGAGGCGCCCGCCCCUGUGAACACCUAUGUGCCACCUGCACCCGCUCCCGCUCCCGUCCGCUAUGAGGCUCCUGCACCAGUCUACCAGCCCGCCCCUGCACCAGUGCACUUCGAGGCCCCCGCACCAGCCCCAGUUCACUUCGAGGCACCCGCACCUGCUCCAGUCAACACCUACAUUCCACCUGCACCAGUGUCGAUCCCAGCUCCGGCGCCAGUCUAUCAGCCCGCACCUGCCCCAAUUCAUUUUGAGGCACCCGCACCAGCUCCAGUCCAGUACUCUGCACCGGCACCCGCUCCAGCGCCCGCUCCAGCACCAGCUCCCAUCCGUAUUGAGGCUCCAGCUCCAGCUCCCAUCAGAGUUGCUCCUGCUCCGGCCCCAGUCAACCAAUACAUCCCACCAGCUGCUCCAGCACCCGCCCCAGCUCCUAUCAGGGUUGCUCCUGCUCCAGCCCCAGUCAACCAAUACAUCCCACCAGCUGCUCCCGCUCCAGCUCCAAUCAGGUCAGCUCCCGCCCCAGUUCUGGCUCCCCAGCCCGCUCUGGAGGAAAUCGAGCCCAUCUCUGCCGAUGGUUACCGCUACAAGACCGUGCGCCGUGUGAUCCGUCGCCGUCGUUAAGCAGUGAACGACCCGAUCCCUAAAUUUUAGGCGAAGACAAGAAGUUGAUUCAAUAAAAAGAUAUUAAGUUUCUACAAAA
Molecule: messenger RNA, 955 nt
Organism: Drosophila montana
Lineage: Eukaryota; Metazoa; Arthropoda; Insecta; Diptera; Drosophilidae
Product: skin secretory protein xP2-like
Exons: 3
Coding region: 1-876 (291 amino acids)
Source: RefSeq, a predicted model, not a curated record